AUGAAUUAUUUUUUUCUUUUCAUAGUCUUAGGAGGAAUAGCCUUAGGUAAUUGCCGAAUUCAGGAAAGUAGAUUAUUAACGAAACGAAGAGUGCCAUCUGCCUUCACACUAGCUCGAUUACAAAAAGAGUACGAAGAUGAAGAAGAGGAAGGGAAAGAUUCAUCCAAAAAGAGAGUCGAUAAGUCUUUCCGACGUGACGAUGUCAUGAGCGAUUCAAAAUGCUUAGAGAAAUGUAAUAAUCGACUCAAUAUUGGGAUGGAUAUGGUCAAUGCUCAUAUGGCUUUCGGAAGCAUUGAUGUACCUUCUGUGGUCGCUCCUAGAGAUUUGGACUUGUUCUGUCAUCUGGAUAAACAGCACAGUCAGUGCAUAGAUGAAUGCGGCUAUUCCGUCCAGUUUAACCUCCGAGAAUAUGUUUGUCGCCAUCGGUUCAAUGAGAUGUUAGAUCACCAAUCAUGCUACUCUAAAGCUGCUCCAAUUCUUAUUCGUCACUGUCGUCCACGGUGUGGUAACUAUACACCUUUGAAGACAUCCGUUCAAGGAUACGCAACAAGAUGCCGUCAACUUCUGUGCGAUCAUACAUGCAUUUCUUUCAUAUUGAAACAUGUAUGUGGAAAAGAGGAAGGAACAGAAGCUUCCGAGUUUCUUCUCGAAUUUACACGCUUACAGGUGGAGUAUUGGAUACGUGACUUCGCAAAAUCAAAAAAUAUGUUGCCGUCAAAAGCUUAUCCAAAAUCAUGUGCUCGAUUACAAUGUGAUGACUUCAAGCUUGAAAAUUGUAAAACCCAUAAUAUGGGCUAA
Messenger RNA from Auanema sp. JU1783, 798 nucleotides. The record is from the annotation of a GenBank genome assembly. NCBI's taxonomy places the organism in Eukaryota, Metazoa, Nematoda, Chromadorea, Rhabditida, Rhabditidae.